CUUAGCUCAGAGCAGAGGAACAGAUGUCUAGAACAAGCUAGGGUAUUGAAAAAAAUAGGAAACACAAGGUUUGUGUACCUCACUGAUUUUAAAAACCACUGCAAAAUAUAUGAUGACGGUCAAUGUAGAUACAUCAGAUGGUCUCGUUAAUGGAGCCACAGGUGUUCUUAGGGAGAUAGGCUUCAGUACGUCCAACACUCCGAAUAUUCUUUGGAUAGAAUUUUUAGAUGAAAGCAUAGGAGUUAGUGCACGAUUAAAGUGCAGUCACCGUCAAGAGCCUUCAUGGACCCCAGUAGUUAAGAUUAUCAAGAGCUUUCAGAUUAAUUCCAGCCAGGCCACUACCAUUGACCGAAAGCAGUUUCCAGUGGUACCUGCAGAAGCCAUUACUUUUCACAAAAGUCAAGGAGCUACGUACAACAAAGUGGUGGUUCACACUAGUUCAGGAAUGCAGAGAGCUGCACUGUAUGUAGCCUGUAGCAGAGCCACAAGUGCAGCAGGUCUUUAUAUCAUUGGACCUUUCGUCCCUCCAAGAUCCGCUCAGGACUCAGCUUCAGAAGAAGAGCUCCGAGAAUUGCGUUCCGCUAAAUUACUGAAUACCCAUUUCGAUUGCUUACUCAAUAGUCCGAACCUUCAUGUCUUUUUCCAUAAUACGGAAAGCUUGCACUGCCACAUUAGCGAUGUAUGUUCCGAUCAGCUAAUGCUUAAGUCUUCACUUUUGUGCUUCGUUGAGGCUUCCACAUACUCAAAUGAAGCAUAUGAUAUUCCUGGCUUUACCCCAGCAGUGCGACUAGAUUGCCAGUCAGUACCUAGCGGAGCUCGGCCAAAAAGAGGCAUUCUAAUUCUACAAAUUUAGCCUCUCCAGUGUUCGAGUUCGCCACCUUUAAGUACCGUUCUUUAGGGAUUAUUGUAAAAUAUAAAAGUCCGACUUAUCCGUUGAUAAAGUUUGAAACAGAAUUUAAGGAUUUAUUUCAGCGGCACACGUUUUUAAAUAGUAAUUGUUUAGUGUUAGGAGAUUUUAAUUUGUGCCUUCACUCCAUCUCUGGCUGCUGUAGGAGAAUUUUCGAUUUUUUAGCAGAUGCAAAAGG
Messenger RNA from Drosophila suzukii, 1085 nucleotides. NCBI's taxonomy places the organism in Eukaryota, Metazoa, Arthropoda, Insecta, Diptera, Drosophilidae. The record is from RefSeq and is a predicted model, not a curated record.